AUGUCAUCCCCCUUCAGGUCGCAACGUCAAGCCGGUUCGAUCAACUCUGGUGCUUCAUCCUCCUUUCCAGAACAGCCUGAAGAUUCAGACGUAUUUGCCUCGGGCAUGUCUCCCCUUCGGCCGAUCGAUCCAGAUAAGUUCGACCCUUUCAUUUCUGCUGCAAGUGAUAGCAGGAAAGUGAUACAAGGUGGAGACGACCCGUGGGACGAGAUCGCGACAAUGGUAGAUGAUCGGAACCUCGAUGCUUCUGAGCCGUCGGUUACAGGGGAUAGACAUAUCUUCAGGGGGUCUGCAAGUGGCAUACAGGCUCCUUACCAAGCGAGCAUCAAUACUGCUGAGCCCUCAUCUGCCGAUCCGUAUACAUCGUUUGCGCCUGAAUCUCAUACAUCUGCCUUCGACCAUUCUUUCCAAUCGUACAUGAACAUCGAUCUAGCUUGGAACUUUACGGAAGCUCAAGUCGUGCAGCAUCUCAAGUCGUCCCUGGAGGGAUACGUUCGCGGUAACAAGCUAGCCUUCGAAACGAAGUUCAGGUUUGGGCCGUGGCGUGACGGUGCGAAGGCUCAGAGGGCUCUUGAAAGAGGAUGUACCUUAGGGGUCAACAAGCUGCAUUGGAACGUUCAAGAUCACCACACUCCGCGUUACCUCAUCAUCGGGCUGGGUGAUGCCAUAUGGAAGGUCUUAGAAGCCGCUCUUGACGUCAACCUUGCAAUUCUUGACUGCUUGAUCGAAAAAGGGGACGUCCAACACCAACAGACAUCCCUCCUUGUCCGAAAGAAAUAUGGAACGUGUACCAGGGCACGACUAGGCAAGCUGAGGUGGAAUUACACGAAGAAAAAUCCGGAGGCCUAUAGAUGCGGAUGUGGAGGACAUGUUCACAUCGCGGCCAGAACUAUUGGCCCGAUCGAAUGUGCGCUGAAAAUGCAGCAGACCUUCGUCGAAUUCCGAGAGCACCUGCAUGAAGAAUUGACGAGGCCCGUAGGUAAUUCUGACAGUGAGGACACAAUGGAACAGUCCAGUCGAUCGAUUUCAGCCGAAACGGCCUCGACUCUGGACAUUACGGAUAGCGACUUUUCUGUCCUUGGCCAUUCUACGGCUGACCGCUUGCUGGACGAUGAGAAUCCUGUCAUAGAGAAUGAUUUCGACUUCGAGCAAGUCAGGAAGUCUCUCGCUGGGAUAGUCGAGCUUGGUCUCCCUUCUACAGACCUCGGAGUACCCGGUGCAUCCUUUUCAUCAAAGCAACAGACAUGCAUGAUGGAAUUACGACUACGAUUCGACAGAAUCUGCGCGCUGAACACAUCGAGCGCCCGGGACCUUCGACAGAAAGAUGCAGUAGAUGAAAUUGCAUCCACUUACCGGUCAUACAUCAGGCUGUGGAAAGCAAGCCUGGCGAUAGGAAUCGAUUCAUCCGCUCUUUCUCCUCUCAGGCAUAGGCUUGAAGAGCUGAAAGCAGCCUGUAGCUGCUCAAUCGUAAGGAUUAACUUCCUACAGGCGGGUCAGCAGGUUCAACACGGCAGAGCAUUCGGAUGUGAAUGCAUGCUUGGGCUUGUUCAUUCGAAGGCCCCGUUAUCUUGUGAUUUCGGCACUAUCCUGGCGCAGAUGCAUGUUGUGUUCGAUGCUUGUCGACAAGAGCUCGAAGUGGUACCUCAAUUCUGUUAUUGCUCCGUGCACGAUGAUCAUCGCCCCAAACGCCGUCACGUACGAUUUUACCAGGGAAUCUGUAAAGCAAUACGACGAUUUGUCGCAGUAGGCCCUGACGCCGAUCACCUUAUUCCUGCGAUCCUUUGUGCUCCCGGCACGCCAUUCGACAAGGCUUUAUAUGUUGGUCGCUUAGCGCAUAGGGAGGAAGAGUCGAUCUGGACCGGCACUCUGUGUUGA
This is a messenger RNA of Filobasidium floriforme, 1875 nucleotides long. RefSeq lists its product as uncharacterized. The transcript has 5 exons. Lineage: Eukaryota; Fungi; Basidiomycota; Tremellomycetes; Filobasidiales; Filobasidiaceae. The record is from RefSeq and is a predicted model, not a curated record. Bases 1 to 1875 code for a protein of 624 amino acids.